AUGGCUGCCGAAAAGGAAACCAUUGUGGCCAAGACCGACAUCAGUCAUCUCGAAGGCCAGGACAUCAUCGCCGCCCCCGAGAAUGAGCAGAAGAUCGAGGCCGUUGGCAGGCUGGAGGCUCUCGCCUUCAACUAUACGCCGGCGGAAGAAAGACGCAUGCUGCUGAAAAUCGACGUUAUCGUCCUCGGCUAUGUCUCGGGCGCCUACCUGCUGGCCUACAUGGACCGUGGCAACAUUGGCAAUGCCAACACCGCAGGCAUGUCGAAAGAUCUGCAUCUCAGUGACAGCCAAUACCAGUGGCUCCUGACUGCGUUGUACCUGGGUUAUAUCCUGUUCGACUGGCAGACUGUUUUCUACAAGAUCUUUCCCGCACGAUACUACGUCCCCACCGUCAUUGUCAUCUGGGGCACUAUUGCUGGCUGCUGCGGUGCCGCCCAAAACUUUGCGGGCAUGCUGGUCCUGCGACUCUUGUUGGGCAUCUUCGAGUCCUCCUACAGCCCCGGCCUGGCCUACUUCUUCUCGUUUUUCUACUACCGCAAGGAGAUGGGCCGACGACUAGGCUGGUACGUGUCGAUUGCUCCCCUGGGCGCCUCCUUCGCCGGAGCCUUCGCCUACUUCGUCACAAAACAUCACCAUGCCAUCGCCGGCUGGCGCGCGUUGUUCCUGGUCGAAGGUCUCCCCGCCGUUGCCGUCGGCCUUUUCGGAUAUUACUGGCUCCCCAGCAACCCUCAGGACUGCCAAUUCCUGAGCGACAAGGAAAAGAAGAUCGCGCGGGCCCGCAUGGUGCGGAUGGUCGGCAACGUCGAGCGCGACCGCAAGAUCAACCUGGGCAAUUUCUUCAAGUCGCUGCUCGACCUCAAGAACUGGCUGCCCACGCUCAUGUACUUCUCGUGCAACGUCAGCUACGCCUCGUUGCCCAUCUACAUCCCGACAAUCCUGCAGGGCAUGGGCUUCACGGCCUUGCACGCCCAGGGUCUCUCCGCUCCCCCUUACCUCUUCGCCUGCCUGGUCGUCUUGGCCGUGGGCCACUUGUCCGACCACUUCCAACGCCGCGGCAUCUUCCUGUCCAUCUGCUCCGGCACCGCCGCCGUGGGUUACCUGAUCCUCUGCCUCGUCGAGGUGGUGGGCGUCAAGUACUUCGCCCUGUACCUCGUCGCGGGCGGGCUUUACCCGUGCAUCGGCCUCGUCCUGUCCUGGGUCGCCAACAACAACGGCAGCGACAGCAAACGCGGCGCGGGCUUCAUCCUCAUGAACUUCGUCGGCCAGUGCGGCCCCCUGGUGGGCACGCACAUUUUCCCCGCCAGCGAGGCCCCCCACUACAGGAAGGGCUUCUGGAUCUCGUUCGGUUUCUGCACCUUCGCCUCCACCCUCGCUCUCUGCCAGGUCAUGUGGCUGAGGCACCUCAACAAGAAACUCGACGAGAAAUACGGCCCCGUCCGCGAGAUCGUCAACGCCGAGGACGAGAUUGGCGCAGAGACCGACGACAGCGAGAACUUUAGGUACAUCUUGUAA
Messenger RNA from Fonsecaea multimorphosa CBS 102226, 1512 nucleotides. RefSeq lists its product as uncharacterized. NCBI's taxonomy places the organism in Eukaryota, Fungi, Ascomycota, Eurotiomycetes, Chaetothyriales, Herpotrichiellaceae. The transcript has a single exon. Bases 1 to 1512 code for a protein of 503 amino acids. Gene Ontology annotation, biological process: transmembrane transport. Gene Ontology annotation, cellular component: membrane. The record is from RefSeq and is a predicted model, not a curated record. Gene Ontology annotation, molecular function: transmembrane transporter activity.